AUGUAUAUCCUACUCAGAAUCGACAGGAAGAAAGACAAAGCUGAAAGGAAGAUCCUGGACAGCCAGGAGAGAGCAUUCUAUGUCCAUCGACCAGUGCCAGGCUGUGUCAACACCACAGAGAUGGACAUUCGCAAGUGUCGGCGAGAGAGGAAUCCACACAGGGUAAAGAAGUCCGUGUACGGAGUGUCGGACGAGAACCAGAGCCAGCCCAGUCCGGCUCACAUCCCACAGGCCACUCGGAAGCCCACCAAAGAGGACGUUCAGAAGGAGAUCACCUUCCUCAACAUCCAGCUGGACAGGCACUGUCUCAAGGUGUCCAAGGUGGCCGACAGCCUCAUGGGCUACACGGAGCAGUUCCAGGAGUACGACCCCUUCGUGUCCCUCACCGAGCCCUCCAACCCCUGGAUCAGCGACGACUCUUCCUUCUGGGACCUGGAGGCCAGCAAGGACCCCAGCCAGCAGCGGGUGAAGAGGUGGGGCUUCUCCCUGGAGGAGGCACUCAAGGACCCAGUGGGGCGGGACCAGUUCCUGAAGUUCCUGGAGUCAGAGUUCAGCUCAGAGAACCUCAGGUUCUGGUUGGCGGUGCAGGAGCUGAAACGCCGACCCCUGCAGGAGGUGGCCUCGCGGGCCCAGGAGAUCUGGCAGGAGUUCCUGGCCGAGGGCGCCCCCAGCUCCAUCAACCUGGACUCCCACAGCUACGAGCGCACCAGCCAGAACCUCAAGGACCCCGGCCGCUACAGCUUCGAGGACGCACAGGAGCACAUCUUUAAGCUAAUGAAAAGUGACAGCUAUGCACGCUUCUUGCGAUCCAACAUCUACCAAGACCUCCUGCUCGCCAGGAAAAAGCAGCAGCCGGCCGACACAGAGCAGGGCCGCCGCACCUCCCUAGAGAAGUUCACCCGCAGUGUGGGCAAGUCGUUGACGGGGAAGCGUCUGACGGGCCUGAUGCAGUCGUCCUGACACAGCCGGGGCCGGAGGGGGGCGGGCGGCGCCCCGCCGACGGGACACCGCUGCCAGAUGUCCGGGGGGCGAGGGGGACCGGGGGCGGGGGGGCGGGGGAGCAGAGAGAUGACGGAGGCGGGCCGGGCAGGACUGCUGCUGGGGCUGCUGUGGUUGUGCCGGGGGUCUUUCCCGCGUGGCGACAAGGCGGCCUACUACUGCUGCUGCUCUGGGGGGACGGCAGGAGGGGUGCUGGGGGUGCACCACCCGAGGCAGAACCACGUCGCGGGACGAUGCCGGCACGGUGUGUGGCCUCAUGACGCAUCGGGGUCAAGCACAUCCACGUUUAUGAGAGCUUCCCCCCCUGGCCCAGGUGGGCCCGCGUGCGGACCCCCUGGGGCGUCGUCACUGAGUCGGCGCUGAGCGAGCUAGUCAUUUCAAAACUGUUUCACGUCACUCCCUGUGUGGGAUUUUUGUUUUCUCCUGGGAAAUUAUAAGCACAUCUCCGGUAGCACAACGAUAGUCACGCACACGUUUGAUGUCCGAUUGAGCAAUGUCAUAUAGUGGUUUAACGGAAAGGUAACGAUAUCCAAAGAGCAAAGUAGAAAAGACGCAAAGAGGGGUUUACUUUUAACAUGGCUUAUGUCAGGAAGGCAGCAAGCAAUAAUGAAUAGGCCUACAGGGCGCCAUUUUGAUUUGGUAUCCGUCGGAAGCCGUUUUAUAUCCCUGUGUUUAUCAUGUUUCCUAUAAAGCACAUCACAUGAAGGCACAGCUACAGGGGCAAAUUGGUCAGCUUUCGUUUGCUCCUUUUCAACUGUCGCAGUCUAUUUCUGAAAUAGGAUUUUUAAAGGUUUUAAUUUUCCAUGCUUCAUGACAUUCCAAAAUCUGGGAAAAGGGCUUAAUGUAGCAUUUACGAUGUGUUGCAUGUUUUUCCUGAAAACGUAGACAAUUUUAAACAAGAAAAACCUUUCCUCUUAUCAAUAGUUGUGUAAUAAAAUUGUGGCACAAUUGGUCCUAAAAACAAACUGCCAUUUGCUAUUUCGAAGAUAAUAGUGGAAUUCAGAGUUUACAUAAGAUAACAUCGGUUUUAUAGUCAGUUUCAUUCCUGAUGUUCGAAACAAAACUAUUUCCUACUUUAUUAUACUACGAUGAGUUGACAACAAUCACUGUCAAGCAUCUAUACAAGAAGUCCAAAUUAUAUUUGAGCUCCAAGUUCAGUUAAAUAAGUUGCCUUUAAGACAGCACCAUCUAGGGGUAAUGAAGUGUAAAAUCAAGGCCUUGGUGACCGCAAAAGUUUAAGAUAUAUGUUCAUUCAAAGAGUGGAAAUACAUGAUCUACUGCCUAUUGAGGGAGAGUCUGGUUUUGUUGAGCAGCUUUGUUAUUGCAUGAUUGCAGGAUUAUAUAAAACUUUUUUUUGUCUAAAUUAUGACUAAUUGAGGGGCGGGGAAAAGUGAGUUAACUCUCUGUUUGAAUUUCUUCUUGGUAAAACCGCAUGUCGAAAAAGAGUUAAAAAGCCGCACGGAAAAUCAGGAGGAGAAAAAAAUCCAAGAGAAAGAGACGACACAGGGAAAAGGCCUUUGCAGUCAAUAAGGCAGCAACAUUUGAUAAAUGCAGGUAGAAACCAAGUUGUAGAGAGAAAAACAGACAUCAGCCUAACGAGACCAUAACUUCAGCCUCAUCUUUACCUUAAUCCUCGACUUCUCUUUCUUUUCAAGAAGUUCCCAGACUACUGGAGAGAUUUUGAUUUCCCAGCACCAUCAUGGGGCCACGUCGUAAACUGCCAGCUAGUUGAACGGCUGAAUGUGUGUAUUAUGUACUCCAGACUAUAUUUUUUCUAGUAUGCGCAAUGCACUGUUCGGGCCAUGUUGACCGCCGUUAUAUUCAUGAAUGAUCAGAGUAGAGAAGCCUUCAUUUCAUCAAAUCAAAAAUAAUGAACAUUAUGCUGAAUAUUAUUCUCUGCACACACAAUUCAACUAUUUAAAGAAUGCAUUUGUCUAUGUGAGUGGGCUCUAGAGUGAACAUUCUUGUUUUUAUUUGAAGGCACACGGGCACAUUACUAUGCAUGUAAUAUAUCCAGGGCAUUUGUGCUUCUAGAAUUAUGAUUUGUUCAUUCAAAAAGGUGAACUACUGGCACUGCAAAGACCCAAGCACCUGUUUAUUAUGGGUACCAAAUAAAAUCGAUGGACCUGUAUGCCCCCGU
Messenger RNA from Gadus macrocephalus (Pacific cod), 3139 nucleotides. RefSeq names its product regulator of G-protein signaling 6-like. The record is from RefSeq and is a predicted model, not a curated record. Gene Ontology annotation, biological process: G protein-coupled receptor signaling pathway; regulation of G protein-coupled receptor signaling pathway. Lineage: Eukaryota; Metazoa; Chordata; Actinopteri; Gadiformes; Gadidae.